Molecule: messenger RNA, 354 nt
Organism: Zymoseptoria tritici IPO323
Lineage: Eukaryota; Fungi; Ascomycota; Dothideomycetes; Mycosphaerellales; Mycosphaerellaceae
Exons: 1
Source: RefSeq, a predicted model, not a curated record
AUGGCACCAUCCAGUCCCACUCCAACCAAAGCCACCGACUCAAUCCCCUACCUCUACCGCUUCCUCCUCACCUCCCUCGAAGGCCCCAUGGCCAUCGGCGGCGUCCUUCUAGCCCUCUUCGCCCCCGGCCAAUACCUCUCCGGCAUAACCCGCGAAACCCUCACCACGACCCACGGCCCCACCGACUUCAUCUACACCCAGCUCGCGGGCGCCUGGCUGUACAUCGUCUUCACGGAACUGGUCAUCAUGCGGGCCAUCGACGACGUUCGCGUCUGGAAGUACCUCUGCGCGGGGAUUUUGUGCUCGGAUGUGUUGUUUACGCAUUCGUUGGCGGAGGCGGUGGGAGGGUGGGGG